Messenger RNA from Phialemonium atrogriseum, 863 nucleotides. RefSeq lists its product as uncharacterized. The coding region runs from base 257 to 709 and encodes 150 amino acids. The transcript has 3 exons. NCBI's taxonomy places the organism in Eukaryota, Fungi, Ascomycota, Sordariomycetes, Cephalothecales, Cephalothecaceae. The record is from RefSeq and is a predicted model, not a curated record.
GGCAGUCUGUGCUCCCCCAACCACGAGGUAGCACCCGACCAACCCUUGGCGCCGCGUCACGAAUCGUGACAAUGGGCACGUAGCUCUUCCACAGUUGAGAGCACACCGGCCCCAUCGGCUCUCCCCUUGUGCUCUCAAAUAUUUACUCGCUGGUGGUUACACUCCAUUUCCGACUUCACCUAGCCUAUCGGGCCGCCCUAUCAGCGACAGAUCGUCGCAGAUCGCUUGCACGCCCUCAAACGAAUUACCUGCAACAAUGGGCUCUACUCUCUCCGUAGUAAAGACGCUGAUCGUCCCGGCGCUGAUCUCGCUCAUCAUCUUCCUCGCGACGACCUACGCCUUCAUCCCGCUCUGGCAGCGCUACCGGAGCCGGUACAGCCAAUACCUCCCUCUCGAAACCAUCUCCACGCAGACGUCCUCGCUCGGGGCGCGCCUGCAGGCCCGACUGGGCCGCGUUCUGGUGCCGUCGUCGUGGCGGACGAGGCUGCACGACCGGCUGGUCAUCGGCCGGGCUGAGGAAGCUUCGGACGGCGGCUACGACUCGGAGGAGGGCGAGGAGCUCGGGGAGGUCGUUGACGGCGCGGGCGCGAGGGGGGUGGGCGAGCAGAGGCACGGCGUUGAUGAUGCGAGGAGGUUGAGCAGGGACCUUGAGGAAGGAUUUAGAGACGACAGCGACGAGGAGAGAGAGAUAACAGCACCGAGGCGUUAAGGCUUGUUUUUAGGUUUUCAUGAUGUGAAUGACGAAAGAUAUCCAUAUACGAUAUACCCACUUGCUAGAACUAUCGGAAGCGUUUACCAGCCCGGUGAGGACCGACCUUCUAAGGGGAAGAUGCAGCUCUUCAAAAUUCCCGGCCUCUGUUCAG